Molecule: messenger RNA, 2063 nt
Organism: Ilex paraguariensis (yerba mate)
Lineage: Eukaryota; Viridiplantae; Streptophyta; Magnoliopsida; Aquifoliales; Aquifoliaceae
Source: the annotation of a GenBank genome assembly
GAGAGAGAGAGAGAAAGAGAGGGGAAAAAAAAAACCAGUAGACUAAUGGCAGAUUCCGCUUCAUCGAGUCUCUUCACCGCUCCCUCUCUCAAUAAAUCUUCUCUCUCAUGGACCGUCCCUCUCUCCUCUGCCUUCGGCGUCACCGCCGUCUCUCUUCCUCGCCGCAGCAACCGCCGGCAGCAGCGGUUCUUGGUGUUUGCAAUGGACGCCAAACCGACGGUUCUCGUAGCCGAAAAGCUAGGAGAGGCUGGACUUAAGCUCCUUAAAGACUUUGCGAACGUUGAUUGUUCGUAUAAUCUCAGUCCAGAGGAGCUCUGCACCAAGAUCUCGCUUUGCGAUGCGUUGAUUGUUCGGAGUGGAACGAAAGUUAGUCGCGAGGUGUUCGAGUCUUCUGGUGGAAGAUUAAAGGUUGUUGGAAGGGCUGGUGUGGGGAUCGAUAACGUGGAUCUGGCUGCGGCGACGGAGCAUGGUUGUCUUGUGGUUAAUGCGCCGACGGCUAAUACGGUUGCGGCGGCGGAGCAUGGGAUUGCGCUUCUCACUGCUAUGGCGAGGAAUAUCGCGCAGGCCGAUGCGUCUAUCAAAUCUGGGAAGUGGCAACGGAACAAAUAUGUUGGUGUCUCCCUUGUUGGUAAAACACUUGCUGUCAUGGGAUUUGGAAAGGUUGGAUCGGAAGUUGCCAGGCGUGCCAAGGGGCUUGGUAUGCAUGUAAUUGCACAUGAUCCAUAUGCUCCGGCAGACCGUGCUCGUGCAAUAGGAGUGGAUCUUGUGAGCUUUGAUGAAGCCAUUGCAACUGCAGAUUUCGUCUCACUUCACAUGCCUCUUACUCCUUCUACCUCAAAGAUUCUCAAUGAUGAAAAUUUUGCAAAGAUGAAGAAAGGAGUACGAAUUGUUAAUGUUGCUCGUGGAGGAGUGAUUGAUGAAGAAGCUUUAGUGAAGGCAUUGGAUGCUGGCAUUGUGGCUCAGGCUGCACUUGAUGUUUUCAUGGUAGAACCACCACCACAGGACAGCAAGUUGGUACAACAUGAGAAUGUUACUGCAACUCCACAUCUUGGUGCUAGUACUAUGGAAGCGCAGGAAGGCGUGGCUAUUGAAAUUGCUGAAGCUGUUGUAGGAGCCCUAAAGGGUGAGCUUGCUGCUACUGCGGUGAAUGCCCCCAUGGUUCCAGCUGAGGUUCUGACGGAGCUGAAACCAUUUGUUGUCCUUGCUGAAAAGCUUGGCAGACUUGCUGUCCAGUUAGUAGCAGGUGGAAGUGGUGUGAAAUCCAUAAAAGUGACAUAUGGUUCUGCUAGAGCUCCUGAUGAUCUCGACACAAGAUUGCUUCGUGCCAUGAUCACAAAGGGUCUGAUCGAGCCUAUAUCCUGUGUCUUUGUGAACUUGGUGAACGCAGAUUUCACCGCUAAGCAGAGAGGACUCCGAAUAUCUGAAGAACGAAUCCUUCUAGAUGGCUCACCAGAAAGUCCACUCGAGUUCAUCCAGGUUCAGAUUGCCAAUGUGGAAUCAAGAUUUGCCAGUUCCAUUUCAGAGCUUGGGGAGAUCAAGGUAGAGGGACGGGUGAAAGAUGGGGUACCACAUUUGACAAAGGUUGGAUCUUUUGACGUGGAUGUGAGCUUGGAAGGAAGUAUUAUCCUCUGUAGGCAGGUUGAUCAGCCCGGUAUGAUUGGGAAAGUGGGGAGCAUUCUGGGCGAGGACGGUGUUAAUGUAAGCUUUAUGAGUGUUGGAAGGAUUGCUCCACGAAACCAAGCUGUGAUGGCUAUUGGAGUAGAUGACCCACCCAGCAAGGAGACUUUGAAGAAGAUUGGGGAAAUUCCUGCCAUAGAGGAGUUUGUUUUCCUUAAGUUGUAGUCUGGCUUCUUGUAUAACUGCAUUUUCAUAUGGUACCCAAUUUUGAUAAUUGUUUGUGUUAUGAGCGAGAGCUUUAGCUUGGGAAAAUAAAUAAUUUGGCUUUGUAAUGUUUAAAUUUUAUUGAGUUGCUAUUGUUGUUUAUCAAUUCGAUUGCUAGCAAUGGGUUUUGAAUGCCCGAUCCCUCCCAUUUCAUAAAUCAACUUUCUGAUUUCCGUGUUUUA